Trypanosoma theileri is the source of this 2742-nucleotide messenger RNA. RefSeq lists its product as uncharacterized. Lineage: Eukaryota; Euglenozoa; Kinetoplastea; Trypanosomatida; Trypanosomatidae. The transcript has a single exon. The record is from RefSeq and is a predicted model, not a curated record. The coding region runs from base 1 to 2742 and encodes 913 amino acids.
AUGAGUGUUCUUAUUAUCCCACAUGCUGGGACGUAUUACGGCCAUUUUGAGUUCGCGGUGGUGCAGAGUGGACGGUCGCCGGCGCGAUUGAACGUCACUGUGCGGGAAUCUCAGCAGCCACUGCCAGUGUUUAGCACGAGAGACGUGUGGCCGUCGGGCAACAAACUCGCAUUGCCGCCGGGGGAUUAUUGCGUGCGGGCGGAGUUGUUGUUGCCGCGACUCAGUGGGGCCUAUGUGCUACUCGAUGCAGUGGAAGUGCGAUACCGCGUGCUGCAGGAGAAACCACACAAACACAAAACUCCCAUGUUGACAACGGCAUCCGUAUCGACAGCAUCUACCACCACAACAACAACUGGUGGACAGACAUGGCGGGAAGAGGUCGCAGCAGGUGGUAGUAGUGGUAUGCAGUAUAUUGUUCCUAUGGUGAACGUGAAUGGUUUUGUUGUCGUCUCACCGUCGCCUCACAAUACAUCAAACGAAAAGAGUAACAAGAGUUCGCGAAGCAGUACAACGGCAGAUAUGGCGUGCAGUCAUGGGUUGUAUCAACAGACUCUCUGCCAUUCACGUGAACCAACACCCACACGGGCCCUUACAGUUUUAUCUACACAAUCGUCUUUACGAGAAAACCCCGUCGCGGCUCCCAUCCAUCUCUCCGUAAGUAACGGUGAUGAUGAUGAACCAUUGAUGCCACUGCCGUACUCUGGAGUAGGGACAACAUCUGCAGAAGGAGAAGCAGCACCUGGAUGGAUAUGGGGAUUGCCUCCAACUCCGGUGAAUAAUAAUAAUAAUAAUAAUAAUAAUAAUAAUAAUAAUAAUAAUAAUGACAUUGAUCCCAUGGUGAGAACUUCUUCUGCUUCUACUACUACUUCUGAGCGGCUGCGUAAAUCUAUUAAUAGUCAACAUGUAUUUCAAGAGUAUAACACUCCAAAAGUUGAUUCUUAUCCUGCAUCAUUACGAGAUCAACAACAACAGGAACGAAUGCAGUCUGUGCAUAACAGUGAAACCCCGGCAUCCCGUGGACGUACACCAGCAGAAAGCAUGAAAAUUGAAUCGCAUAUGAACUCUGCAAAUAAUUCUUCUGCAGCAAUUUUGCAUGGAUAUUCCUCUGCAUCUUCGCAAAGGCAGGCAAGUGUGUCAGUGCCAUGGCUAAAUGAAGCUGUUGAGACGAAUUCAAUGAAUGUUGUACCUCGUGAAGUUUAUUCAAAAGUGAAUGAUCUUUCAGUACAUUCGUCCCGUAAUUCAACUCGUGCUGAAGUUUGGGAUACGAAUACCCCUGUGUUUUCUCGUAAACUAACACCUAUGGGUGUGCAUCGUGAUACGACUCCUAUUAAGGAUUUGGAUCCGUUUGUUGACCCAUAUCAACAGGAACAACAAGAACGAAAACAAAGUUGGCGCUCUCAGGCUGGAGAAUCUGAGCAGUCUACAGUACCAAUUCCAUCAAAGUCAUCCAUGGAAGAAAAGAGAGUUUCUACAACGGUCUUUUCUGGAACUAAUAACAAUAAUACCAAGGAACGUUCAGUGAAUCAGUAUAGGGUGAAAUCCUUGAGUCCAUAUCAUUCUAAUGAGAAAAGUAAUCCUACUUUUCUUAUUUCCCCACCGGAUAUAAUCGAUAGACAUGUACCUUUUUCCUUUACGAUGACCCUUGGUCCUUUAAAUUCCAAACCUCUAUCCAGCACAGUAUUUCUUAAUGUAUUGGUAGAGGAAGUAGUGGAACCAGGAAUUGUACCAGCAGAGCCUGUGAUUUGUGUGGUGCCUGCUACUCUGGCUGCAGUACCAACAAGCGCGAGAGGAGUGCGUACGGCGUGGGUGUGUUCACCCUCUAUUCGCAUGAGUGAACGUCGUAGAGUGAUGGAAAUGCUUAGUGCAGUAACAACAACAGAUGAUGAGAAUAAACGUGUUUUGCUUAACGGUAUGGCGAUAUCAACGGCGUAUGUGGGUCCCGCCUGUGAUGGUCAAGCAUUGUCUGGAAUAGAGUUUGUUAUCGAUACCUUUGAAACAUCAUCCUCAUGGCAAUUCUUUUUAUCAUUUAGAGAGAUUGAAUCUUUGGAUGAUGGUGAGGAAGAGGAGGAAGAAGAAGAAACUGAAUAUAGUACUGGACACAAUACAGGAGUUGGAUAUGAAGAGGAAUUUGAGAAUAAUAUCAAUGAAAGUACAAACAAGAAUAACAAGUACAAACAGACAUCGAACUUGGAUGAACGUGCACUUGAAAUGGAGGUGUUGUAUAACUCAUUGCCGUAUAUUUGCUGUUUCAGGGAUGAAAGUAACGAAAUGUUUUUGGAGGUGCAUCGCAAGAAUACAGUUGUCGCUUGUGCGUCUAUCAAGAAUGGUUCACAUAUUGCCAUGUACUUUGGUACAACUGAGGUUAAAAAUGGUAAGGGACACCAGUCGUAUCUCUCUAUUCUUGUAGAUUACCGUACUGUAUACUGCUAUGCAAUUCGGGGGAUAAAAAUUCCUGAGAAACUUCGUGUUAUUAUCAUGAGUAGAGUUGAAUAUUCGGGAAAACGUAGUUCGGAUGUUUCUGUGCGACUGUGCGAGAUGGAGUUACUCUCACAACAACGCAGACUUUUGGCAUUUGUUGAUGAAGUGAACGUCAAUGAGGCGAAUAGUGCCCAACGCAAUGGCAACAAACAACAAGAGGAUUAUCAAGAGGAAUACAGUGGGGGGAAACCUGGGUGUAUCUCUGCAUGGGUGGCCGGUGAAAACCCUGGUGUGCGAGCAUGGAAAAGUGUUACAAUUGUUUAA